Messenger RNA from Suillus fuscotomentosus, 738 nucleotides. RefSeq lists its product as uncharacterized. Bases 1 to 738 code for a protein of 245 amino acids. NCBI's taxonomy places the organism in Eukaryota, Fungi, Basidiomycota, Agaricomycetes, Boletales, Suillaceae. The transcript is spliced from 9 exons. The record is from RefSeq and is a predicted model, not a curated record.
AUGCACGUAGAUUGGGAGGGGUGUCGCGCGUCUUACUGGAUUACGGAAAACAAUCUGCCCCAAGAAUACUCACUCAUGAGCACAAUGGAUAUACUUCUUGCAGCCUUAAGAGUCGCCGUGCCAUCUGGGUCGGCCGGCUCCUUCUCAAUUCCUAGCGAGCUCUCUGGUGUCUUUCGAUGGUAUCGAGAUCAUAUAGCAUCAACCGUCAUGAUAUACCCUCAAGCGAAGACCAGCUGUUUGCGUCUACAAGACAAACGUGAGGGAGUGACGAAGAUCCUUAGCUUCACUAGGGGUGCGAGAACACCACUGUCAUUAGGGUGUGGUAGUGGUGGAUCUGGGACGGAGACCGCUGAAAAAUCACAUGUUGGGGACUCGGAGGUGGAAUGGGAGGGCGAAUAUCUAUCGCUGUAUCGGGAAUGUCUCCAGAGGCAUCGUAAUCUGCAAGAUGGUUCUCCUGAUUACGAUCCUGUUCAUCCUGCUGGACAGGUUGUGGGUCCCGAUGCCAUGCUAGCAUGUAUCCUUUUCUCUUUCAGAAAACACGUCCCCUUGUAUCGGGACGUCUACAUGCAUGCCGUUUCCACGUUCCGUAAAUGUGUAGUCAUGAUGUCUGAGAUAAGUUCUGUGCAACGUGUGCUCUGCCUGCGUUUCGUAUAUACAUCUACGAAAUUAGAGUACCUUCAGGCACUCAUGACAAGGGUACAACACAGCAACAUGACAGCCAUCAGGGAAUCGUGUUGA